CUCCGAUUUCCCCUUCUCCUGUCAGGUGACGCAGCGGCAGUGCGAGGUGAAAGGUUUGCAGAGGUGAACGAAGCAGAGGUUUGAAAUGAAUGCUGCAAGUUUCAGAGACUGUGAGGCCUGGAGGGCAGAGGGUCUUCCACUGUCCACCAGCAGCAACGAGGCAUGCAAACUAUAUGAUGCCAUCCUCACCCAGUAUGUGAAGUGGCAGAAUGAUGAAACCCUGGGAGGAUUUGAUGGAUGCAUCUCUGCUCUGCAGGCAGCAGACCCUUCCUUUGUUAUGGGACAUGUCAUCUGCACGGGGCUCGAGCUGGCAGGAACAGGAACCUCCGUCCGUUUGAAUGAGCGUCUGGCCGGUGAUGUGAAGCGAAUGGUGGAGCUGGCAAACAACCAGGACAUCUCUCCCAGGGAGAGGCUUCAUGUCAGAGCCAUGGAGCUCUUCUCACACGGAAAUUUCUCCAAGGCCUGCGAUGUAUGGGAAGACAUUCUGGUAGAUUAUCCAACUGACAUGCUGGCUCUGAAGUUUUCUCACGAUGCUUACUUCUACAUCGGAGCCCAAAACAAGCUGAGGGACUCGGUGGCUCGUGUGCUGCCCUACUGGAAACCACACAUGCCUUUGGCCAGCUAUCUGAAAGGAAUGUACUCCUUUGGCCUCUUGGAGACUCGCGCUUACGACCAGGCUGAGAAAGUAGCCAUGGAGGGUCUCGCUCUGACUCCGGAGGACGCCUGGGCUGUGCACUCUGUGGCACACGUUUAUGAGAUGAGAGUCGAGGUGGACAAAGGCCUGAAGUUCAUGGAGAGUAGAGAGAAAGACUGGCAGGUAUCCGACAUGCUGGCCAGUCACAACUAUUGGCACUGGGCUCUGUACUUCAUCGAGAAGGAGCAAUAUGAAGCCGCUCUGGAAAUAUUCGAUUCUCAGGUGUCCAGACGUUGUAAAGCCUCAGGAUCCAUGUUGGACAUGGUUGAUGCCAGCUCAUUGCUCUACAGACUGGAAAUGGAAGGUGUGUGUGUGAAGGACCGUUGGCGAGAGCUGCUCCAGGUGACGCAGCCUCACACUGACGAUCAUGUGACCUUGUUUAACGAUGUCCACUUCCUCAUGGCGUCGCUGGGAGCCAAAGAGAGCGCCACUUCUCACCGACUGCUGGAGGGCCUCCAGGAAUUGGCAAAAGAGCCAGGAGAGAACCAGCAACAUCAGCUGGCUCAGACCCUCGGCGUGCCAAUGUGUCAGGCCAUGGCGGAGUACGACCAGGGAAACUACAACCGCACCGUGGAUCUGCUGUACCCUCUCCGCUACGACAUCGUAAAAAUGGGAGGCAGUGAUGCACAGAGAGACGUCUUCAAUCAACUGCUUAUUCAUGCGGCUGUGAAAUCGGAGAAUAAGCACCACCAGAAACUGGGAAGAUGUCUUCUGGUGGAGCGUGACGCCAUGAGGCCGGGAUCCCCUCUGACGACUCGUCUGAUGCAGAGAGCCUUGGCUCUGCACUAGACUGAUGGAAAGGUGUGCAAGGCCUGAUCUCAUGCAGAAAACAUGAAGGAGCAGCAUAGUCUGAUGUGGCAGGACUUGGCUUUAAGAGAUUAUUUCGCCUAAAAAACAGGAACUUAUCACUGUCAGCACAUCUGAAUGUUUUUAUACAGCAUGCUUUUAAAGUGUAGGGCUCUGUGGCCUUUAUAUUUCUGACAUUUCAGGCUUAGGAGGUAAACAAAUCUGCUCAUUUCCUCCUGGCUAUGACACCAUAUUCACCCCAAGUUUCCAGGUUGCAUGCUUAGUAUCAUAUUCUUGAUGUUUUUUUGCUCUUUUAGUUGACAAACCUGUCACUCAAUCACUGCAGAGGCGCGUCACUUUCUUUGUCUGAUUUUUAUUAGCAAACUUCACAUUUAGAAAUAAAUAAGAAAUGAAAUCUUCAUGUCAAGAUCAAUACAAAAAAACUAAGAUAUAUACAUUUUGUGAUGAGUACUGAAGUAACACAAUAAAGUGCACCACACUAUUAUGCCUGGAGGCAGCAGCACAAUAAGAAGAUACAGUAGCUGUAGAACAGAUGUCCUUGAACGUCAGAGGAGCCGAGCGCUGCGACUUCUUUCUCUUUUCUCCUCUUCCCUCGUUGGCCCACUCUCACAACACCGAAGUAAUCUCAUCUUGGAUCUGAGAGAUCAGGAUCUGGGACAGCACGAUGCCUGCAAUCUAGAGGACAGCAGCAGCUACUUAACAUCACAGCACAGACUGCAGAAAAAUAAAGCCUCUGCCAGAACGAGGUCCCUCUGUGGGGUGUUUUAACAGUUAUUUGGCAGAGAGGAAAUGUUUCAAAUUAGGCAGGACUGUUUGGAUUGUGGCCAUUUGAUAAUUCUGGACUCUUGUACUAAGGCUGGGCAUACACUAAUUCUAUUAACGCUGUGAUAGAAUGCAAGCUAAAACAGUGCAAGUCGAUUGUUUAUAUUUCUGUACUCACUGUAAUAUCUGAUAACCUCAGUGCUGACACUCUACAAGUGAAAUUUUGUCCAAAUAUUGAAAAAUGUCAAUAAAAUUUCUUUAAAAACUUUGA
Molecule: messenger RNA, 2534 nt
Organism: Cheilinus undulatus (humphead wrasse)
Lineage: Eukaryota; Metazoa; Chordata; Actinopteri; Labriformes; Labridae
Gene: ttc38
Product: tetratricopeptide repeat domain 38
Exons: 14
Coding region: 86-1483 (465 amino acids)
Molecular function (GO): protein binding
Source: RefSeq, a predicted model, not a curated record